Messenger RNA from Medioppia subpectinata, 3801 nucleotides. Lineage: Eukaryota; Metazoa; Arthropoda; Arachnida; Sarcoptiformes; Oppiidae. The record is from the annotation of a GenBank genome assembly.
AAGGACCGAAGGGCCUUGUCUGGAAUUCAUCUCGAUGGGCUAAACUGGCGCAACCUGACUAGCACUCACACGUCUAGGCACCUGGGACCAGAGAAGCUGGGUAUAAAUCACACCAUUCAAUACGGGCUAUGGUUCACAGGGGCUGUGAUUGUCAUAAACAUGUUGGGCAUUGUGUGGACGUGUGUCGGCGUAUUUGGCGGCCUGUGGUUGGGCGCCAUCAAGCGGUCAGACAUAGCCCGUGUGUUAGACCGCGUGGGCGGCCGUCUCGAGCGGGACGCUCAGGUCGAGCGCCAGAAACUGUCGGACGAUAUACUAUAUCGGGUGCGACACGAACUGUGCGAACGGGACGCCAAAAUGUACCAUGUUCAAAGAGAAAUGGCGGCUAUACUGACACAAUUACAGGCCCUAAACAGUCGGAUUGAUACCAACUCGAUUGAUGCCUGGCAACAGGCCAAAAACGGACAGGCUGUUAUUGAGUUGUUGCGAAAACAUGAUGAUCAAAUUGAUGGCUUAUGCCGGGCAGUUAGCAAACUCGACCGCCGUUUGAAAAGGCGUAGCCGCAGCUCUAGUCCCGCCCGAGUAACUAAUAACACGUAUAAUACUUAUAAUGACAAUAGGGUGACCAACAAUCACCACGAGGACAAUAGUUUGAACGUACAAUUAGGCCCGAUUGGGUUAUCGUUGCCGUUUCCCGGAAUUGGCUUUAGUGGCGGUCCUAUGAGUGCAAAGAUCAAUUUGCUCAAAGAAACUAUAAUGGACCAAGUUCGUAUAUUUGAUGGUGGUAAUAAUGAAACUUCUCAGGGCAAAAUUAAUAUACCAAGCUCAAUGGCUAAAUCAAGAGUGAAUGGGUUUGAACUGAAACAACAAGCUGCAUUUACCAAGUGUGUUUCCGAUCUCGCUCGAUUAGCGAGAUUGAGCAAGAACAAAGUGGAUAACCUCAAAUUGGUUUAUGAUCCGGUCGGGGUGUUUGAUGAUCAUGAGAUGCAACACCACCGUGAUAGUUAUAACGAACCAAGCUCAAAUACUGGAGCUGAAUGGGAGCGGAUGAACCAAAAACUACGCAAACAGAAGGCGAAGAUUGACAAACUAUCAAGAGCAUUUGAAAAAGUUAGCUUUCAAAAUCAAAAUAGUAGUACCAACUCAAGAGAUGAACGUGGCCGAUCGCGAGCACAUAUUUCACGAGCGAGUGCUAGUUCGAGCUCGAGUUCUAGCUCUAGCCCCAGCCCGAGCCCAGUUCGGCGCCAUAGGUCUCACACCAGUCGCCGGAGUAAUACGGAUGAGAUUAGGCGAGUGUUGGCCGAAGAACUCGGUAAAAGGGACGACCGUAUGGACCGCAUGCAGAGCGAGAAUGCGGCCAUUUUGAACGAGAUUAGAUCCAUGAACAACGCGGUCAAACCGGCUAACGAUCCAGUGAUGGCGGAAAUGGCGGCCACAGGCAAAGCCAUAUUGGAAAUGCUGAAAAAGCACGAUGAUGAAAUUAAUGAGCUAAAACAGGACCGCAUUAGACGCUCCGACUCCGAGCCCACUGUUAUUCAUAAUACUUAUAACAUCCAGACAUAUAAUGACGAGAGCUUUAAUUUAAGUCUUGGAUUUGGCGGUGGGGGUCUCGGGGGCCUACUUCCGGCGCUCGGUUUUGGUUCCCGACCCACUCAGCCAUCUCUACCCGCACCCAAUCGCCCGUCUCUACCCCCACCGCCUCCCAAAGUGACCACUUGUCAUAAUAUUCAAAGUAAAGUCAAUACAAAUGAGUUCAAUCUCCAAACGCUCGGCGAUGAAACAAAUGCCACUAAAACUACCGAUCAAAAUGUGCCAUGCUCAUGUUCUUGUUCGUGCUCGUGCGGUUCAAGAGUGGACGAGUUGGAGAAAACAAUACGCGACCAACAGGGACAAAUUGUCCAAUUGACCAUGGCAAGUCAAGAAAUAUUUAGGCUUUUAAAGAUGAGCCAAAAUUCUAGCCUACAAAGCAUUGCUGAAAGUGAGCUAGGUGGUUUGGCUACUAGUUCUAAAUCUAGUAAGAGCGUGACCAGUGACCACGGUGUUGGUGACCACGCGGUUAUUCCAAGUACGAGCUACAACUCAGUGGCUGCGAGUGUCGACUCCCAGAUGCAGUCACACGAGAGAGUGUUGCGGAAGAUUGGCUACGAGAUUAAUAAACUGAAUAUGCGAAUAGACCGAAGUAAGCGCGAGAAUUAUACCAUGAUGAAGAAUUUACUUACCAUACACAAACAAACCGAACUCAACUCAGCACUAGCCGGGCAACACGAGCGCCAAAUAGACCAUGUUAAGGAGGAGAACUCUGCCAUGUUGCAAUACAUUGGUGAAGUAGACGUACGAACUGGACUUAACUUAGCCUUAGCCCAGCAACAAGGUCGACAAAUUGAGCAUGUUCAAUGCGAAAAUGUGGCCAUUUUGGGACAAGUAAAGGACAUUGUUCAACGGGCCCGACAGGACAACGUGGUAGCUGUGCAACAAGCUAAUAAUGCGCGAGCCUUAGCACAUGGUGGUGGUGUCAAACACCGGGCGAUUGCUUCUGAUCCUAAUCUGAUAGGCGUAGAAGGCUGUGACCAUAAUCCAAACGGAUUCGACCCAGAACAUUUGGUCGUCAAAUUUGCAACAUUGGUUCAACGCAAACAGUAUUAUCAAAUAGAGGCCAAUUGCGAUCAAAUGAAAAACAAUGAUAAAAAACUUCUCAAUGGUGGCGAGUGCGCGGAUCUUAGUGUCACUGUCUGGCAGGGCUUCGGGCCUAUGGACCACUUUUGCGCCCAUAAUUAUGCCGAUACUGUCGGCAAAUAUCCACAUACAGUUGAUUACGACGAGAAACCAUUUGAUGAUACCAACCCAUACGGGUGUCGACCCACUCAUAUAAAAAUGUCAAAAAUGGACACCCGUGAUUGCGAUAUUGAAUCAAAAUCAUGUAAUUGCUCAAAUAUGGACGAGGUGAAUCAAAAACUCAGCAAACAACAAACACAAAUUGAUGAAUUAACCAGGACAGUUCAUGAAUUACUCAGCUUUCAAAAGCAAAACACUAGCUCCGACUCGUGUCACGAAUCCGUACUAAAGCUAUCGCAAGGCUCACAAACUAGUUGUAGCCCGAGUCUGAGCCCGAGCCCUGACGGGACUCCACUACCCGAGACCAGCCCCAGAGUCAAUCGGACGAACCCGGCUAAACGUGACUUCGUUGAUGACCAUGUUCAAAGCAAUACUGUGGCCAUCUUGAAACAAAUUGAAGCCGUGCACAAAGUGGCCAAAUCAACCGAAGAUACCGUAGCGCUACAAAUGGCGACCACUGGUGAGGCCAUGUUGGAAAUACUGCAAAAGCAACAGGGCCAAAUUAAUGAACUAACGCGCGAGUUAAAUAGAAGAUCCAGUCGUGACUCGAGCCCAGAGGGUAGUGUCACUCAUAAGACUUAUUACACUAUUAAUGAUAACAGUGACCGACGAUUUCAAUUUAAUAUUGGUUCAUUUUUGGUGCCCUGGUUUAGUUCCGCACCCCCUGUAGCCAGCAUUCCCGGUCCACCUAUAGCUAGCGUCGAUGAAGACCAGCAUCUGGUCAUCGGUAGGAAAGGGUUCGCCACCGAAGUCCAGCUCUGUUUGGCACCAAUUCAUAAAAUAAUCGCCAAAGUCUGCGCCCCUAUAGGUAUAGCAACACCAGUCCCAGUCAAUAAUGUAUACGUCGUCCAAACCCGGGCCAACCCCUCCCUCCCGGACCAAAGUAUUGCGUCGAUUGAGGUCACAGUGAGAGAAGACUACAGGACUGUCAAUGUGUUCGCACAUACGUCUGAGCCAAUCCAACUCAUCCAA